CCGAGUUCUGAUGCUCGUGAGACAAUCUGGCGUAUUCAUCUGUAUUGAUCUAAUAUCUAUUCUCCAUAUGUUUGUUUGAUUCCCUCUCAGCUUCUUUAUCUUUCUGUUUUUUAGCACAGUUCAACGCAGACAAAACGGUCUCGCCCAUCAUGCCUCGAGCACCUCCUCCUUUCAUCGUCCUCAUUUCCGCCGUGGCUCUAUUUGUGUGGUAUGUCAUAUGGACGGCGAGUCCUCCUCGCGAUAUGUCGGCCUUUUCCUACUCGGACAAAUUUCAUGAAAAGCUCAAACCCAAGCUGUCACAACAUGUCGUACCCGUGGCGGACACAGAAGUAGUCCACGGCGACCAUGUGAUGGGGAAGCUCGGGAAUGAGACGCUGAAAGCCGAACUCGGUCGCGCGGCAUGGAAGGUCUUGCACACCACCAUGGCACGAUUCCCGGACACGCCGACCCAGGAUGAACAGGACGCCCUGAAAAAUUACCUCUUCCUCUUCGCUCGACUAUACCCGUGCGGCGAGUGUGCCGAACACUUCCAGAAGAUCCUCAAAAAAUACCCUCCGCAGACGUCCUCGCGGUCCAGUGCCGCCGCCUGGGCAUGCUUUGUACACAAUUUGGUCAACGAGCGCAAAGGAAAGCCGAUCUUUGACUGCGCCAACAUUGGCGACUUCUAUGACUGCGGUUGUGGUGACGAUGAAAAGGAGGCAAUGUCUGCUGCUGGCGCGAAGAGCAGUGCUGUUGCCGCUGGCAAGUCACCGAGACACGAAUCUGUAGAGAUCGAAGUGGAAGGACCGACAAGAGGUGGUUGAAGUGAUGGCCGUCUUCGGAUUCACAGCCGCUUGAAGAAGGCGAGUAUCCUCAAAACAGACCUCCAUACAACCAUCAGCACACUGCGGACAUAUUAGCGGACAAAGUGCGAGUCGGCGAGGACACUCGUUGAGAAGGGAGAUUCACACCUAUCCUUCUUGUUGACCCCACGAGUACUAUGUUCUGUGCUUUCGAUUCCCGUCGCCAGGAACGGGCUGCCUUCAUCAUCUUUUGCACGACAUGCACUUUUGGCCCUUUUCCUGGUUGUCAAGCGCAUCAUGAUCCGCUUGUAUAGACUCGGGUUCUUUUUGCAAGGGGUUCGAUUCAACGACUGGCCGUUUCCUAGAAUGGGUGGCUCGGCAGGGGUUUCUGGUCUCACGGAAUCAGAAGCAUUUCGUUCUUGGAAAGGGUGGAGGGAUCGGAAGCCGAUAUCGACAAAGCACACGGAUCGAACAUGCCAGACAUCGUCAAAGGCGGGCUCUGGGACCUGAGUGCGCAUGGCUUUUCUGCCACGAAGAGAGCAUUUCAUGCAUGGUUCCGUGAGUUGGAUCUUGACGUUCUUUACGACGCAGCCUCUAACGCCAGGCGAGUCACAAACUGUAUCGCGGAAUUUGGCCGUCGCCUCGUGUUGACAGAGGAACAUAUAUUGCCUGCUGGUGCACAUGUUUGAGCGUCUUUUUUUCCCCUUCUCUUUUCGACUGGGGGUGACGUUACGGCUCCGUGGUUUCCAGCCUUGUCGAUCGAUUUGUUAUUCGAGGUCGUCGCUAGUAAUGAUGAUGAUGUUUGAAUAUGAGAGAUCUGUUGAAAUCGUGGUCAAGAGCAGUGAAGGAACAACGAGUUUUCAUCAUUUUGGAAGAAACACAAAAUCUCUACAAUCAUCAUCGUGUUGUAGAAAAGAAUCAUGUGGCUCCCCAGGUCCUCAUCUUCAAGAGAGUCAAAUUUCAGGCUUUGAAGAGAAAAAGGCAACGAGGACGUGGUUCUUUGUCCUUAUUUGAUCAUCCAUUCCUUUUCGAACCGCUCCUCCUCAAAAAUAGGUUUCGACAAAGCCUCUUCGCCCAGUGCCAACAAAGAAAAGUGUUGUUCGUCCACUUGUUGGGGUUUUGUUUAGACUUUUUUCGUCUUCUCUUCUUUGUCUUCGAGUACAUGCCUUGGGUACAUACACGAUGGGGGGGGGGCUGCGGAGGAAACUGCUGAGCGACUUUGUUGUUUUGUUUCACGUAGUUGGCCCCCGGUUGAACCAUAAGAUGGGAAAAGCUUGGAGAGAGACAAGAAAGAAAAGAAAUGUCCCCACCGAGCGUGUUGACUCGCAAGGCACGCCUUUUUGAUACCUUGGUACCACUUUGAAAGAAAAAAUUAAGGCCUAAAAGAAGAAAGGAUCCGUGGUUAGUAGUGCGAGGACAUUCACAACAAGCUUCUGUGGAGUCAGGACGAGGCUGGAUCUUCCAAGGUUCAACGUUGUCAGUGAAUCGUCGGUUUGCCUUUGGGAAGACUGAAAGCUUGAACACCCAAGGGAGCAGACAGUGGGAAUUCCGUUGAAGAGAAAGAAAAAAGAGGUGGGUUGGUAUUUUAUUUUUCCCAGACAAAUUUGAUUUUUGACGCUAUUUGUUACGAACACUCUCUGUUUCCUAAAGACACACAGUAGUAAAGGAUGCACUCA
Exophiala oligosperma is the source of this 2458-nucleotide messenger RNA. RefSeq lists its product as uncharacterized. Gene Ontology annotation, cellular component: mitochondrion. Lineage: Eukaryota; Fungi; Ascomycota; Eurotiomycetes; Chaetothyriales; Herpotrichiellaceae. The record is from RefSeq and is a predicted model, not a curated record. Gene Ontology annotation, molecular function: flavin-dependent sulfhydryl oxidase activity; flavin adenine dinucleotide binding. The transcript has a single exon. Bases 150 to 803 code for a protein of 217 amino acids.